Messenger RNA from Closterium sp. NIES-67, 359 nucleotides. The record is from the annotation of a GenBank genome assembly. Lineage: Eukaryota; Viridiplantae; Streptophyta; Zygnematophyceae; Desmidiales; Closteriaceae.
GUGGGAGGGGGAGGGGGGAGUGCGAGACAGCAUUGCAAUGCGAGGGGGUUGAGGAGGAGGAGGAGGAGGAGGAGGAGGAGGAGGAGGAGGAGGAGGAGGAGGAGGAGGAGGAGGAGGAGGAGGAGGAGGAGGAGGAGGAGGAGGAGGAGGAGGAGGAGGAGGAGGAGGAGGAGGAGGAGGAGGCAAAGUUGAUGAGUGACAGAAGUAGGGCAAGGCAGGCAAAGAGAGCGCACCUUGACGCACGCAUGGGCGAUGGUGAUAUGGCACGCCGGCGGCAGCAUGCUGAUUUAGUUUUGAGGCGCCUCAAGACCGGCGAGGGGAGCAUACCUUGACACAAGCAUUGGCGACGGUGAUAUGGC